AUGAGUAAUCCAAUAAUUGCUAAUAUUAAAAGCAUACCACCAGUUACAAGAUUUUUUACAAUCUCAACUGUAUUGGUAUGUUUUGCAAUUAGAAAUUUCUCCCCUGCAUUGGACUCAUUAUACAUUAAUUUCACUACACUAUUACAAGAAUAUGCAUUAAUUAGACUUGUGACGAAAACAGGUCUGUCAUUUCAAAUUAUAAAAGUUAUAUCACUAACAAUAUUGGGAUGGUAUAGAUUUAUAACUUCGUUUUUAAUACCUUCAGGUUUAUUCCCACCAAGUAUGAGUGCAUUAUUAGAUACUUAUUUUUUUUAUACAUUUUCAAAUCAUUUAGAAGCUCAUGAAGGUAAAUUUAAAGGAAAUUUUCCAGAUUAUUUAUGGUUUAUAAUAUUGUGUGGUACAUGUAUACAAAUAACAAAUUUAUUCAUAGAUGCAGUUACUGGAAAUUUUGCACGUUUAACUUAUUUCCCACAUGAAAAUUUAUUAGCUUGCAUAACUUAUGUUUGGUCAAGAAGUUUAAAAAAUGCUAAAAUAAAUUUAUUAGGUAUAAUUCCAAUAAAGGCAUAUUAUUUACCGUUGGGUAAUUUACUUGUUAAAUUAAUACUUGGUGGUCCAGUCGCGUUAGUUGAUACAUUAGUUGGAAUUUUUAGUGGUUAUUUAUAUCUUUGUUUACAACUGCAAACUUUACCAUUUUAUAAUUUAAUGCCAGGAGCUUAUGGAAAGUAUAACACAAAAAAGAGCCAUGAAGGUAGAAGAGUUGGAAUGACACAUAUCGAUAACCAAGAGCAGCGCGGUGGUUAUCAAUAUGAAUUUAUUGAAGAUAGUAUAUACGACAAAGGCUGUUUAAAAGCUCCAAUUUGGUUAUAUCAUUUGUUAUCAUAUCCAACAAAUACGUCAGUAAGAACAACAGCUUUUACAACAAUUGGUAAACCUCCUUUAAUUAGUAAAAGACAAGAGGGGCAAACGAAUAGUAACAAUAAUAAUCCAAAUUCAACUGGUAAUACUACAGGUUAUUCAUGGUUUGGUAAUGGUGAAAAUGCAUUUAGAGGUAAAGGACAUAGAUUAGGUGAUUAA
Molecule: messenger RNA, 1074 nt
Organism: Lodderomyces jiufengensis
Lineage: Eukaryota; Fungi; Ascomycota; Pichiomycetes; Serinales; Debaryomycetaceae
Exons: 1
Coding region: 1-1074 (357 amino acids)
Biological process (GO): endoplasmic reticulum unfolded protein response
Cellular component (GO): endoplasmic reticulum membrane; Hrd1p ubiquitin ligase ERAD-L complex
Molecular function (GO): ubiquitin-specific protease binding; misfolded protein binding
Source: RefSeq, a predicted model, not a curated record